Puntigrus tetrazona (Sumatra barb) is the source of this 1775-nucleotide messenger RNA. RefSeq names its product WD repeat-containing protein 20-like. The record is from RefSeq and is a predicted model, not a curated record. NCBI's taxonomy places the organism in Eukaryota, Metazoa, Chordata, Actinopteri, Cypriniformes, Cyprinidae. Gene Ontology annotation, molecular function: protein binding.
GUGCACAAAGCGGAAUGAAUACUAAUGUGGAAGAUGGCGGCGGAGGGAGGUGGGAAGGAGGCGAACGAAAUUAAAACUCAGUUCAGCACACGGGAGGGCGUCUACAAACUUCUGCCGAACUCCGAGUACAGCCGACCGAACCGCGUGCCGUUCAACUCGCAGGGCUCGAACCCGGUCAAAGUGUCGUUCGUGAACGUGAACGACCAGUCCGGGAACGGCGAGAGAAUCUGUUUCAAUGUGGGCCGGGAGCUUUACUUUUACAUUUAUAAAGGCGUCAAGAAGGCCGCCGACCUGAGCAAACCUGUGGACAAGAGGAUCUAUAAGGGAACGCUCCCCACGUGUCACGACUCCAACGCGCUGACGGCCACGGCGGAGAGCGUCUCGCUGCUGGUGGGCUUUUCCGCAGGGCAAGUACAGCUCAUUGACCCCAUCAAAAAGGAAACCAGCAAGCUUUUUAACGAAGACAGACUAAUCGAUAAGUCUGCGGUGACGUGUUUGAAGUGGGUCCCGGGUUCAGAGCACCUGUUCCUGGUGGCUCAUGGCAGCGGUUGUUUGUACCUGUACAACGUGGAGCACACCUGCGGGACGACGCCGCCUCAUUAUCAGCUCCUCAAGCAAGGCGAGAGCUACGCCGUUCACACCGGCAAGAGCAAGUCGGCCCGCAAUCCUCUCCUCCGCUGGACAGUGGGCGAAGGGGCGGUGAACGAAUUCGCUUUCUCGCCCGACGGAAAGUUCCUGGCCUGCGUCAGUCAGGAUGGAUUCCUUCGUGUCUUCAGCUUCGACGCGACCGAGCUGCGAGGCACGAUGAAGAGCUACUUCGGCGGGCUGCUAUGCGUUUGCUGGAGCCCCGACGGACGGUUCAUCGUAACCGGGGGCGAGGACGAUCUCGUGACGGUCUGGUCGUUUUCGGACGCCAGGGUCGUCGCUCGAGGACGAGGCCACAAAUCGUGGGUGAGCGUCGUUGCGUUCGAUCAUUGCAUCACUAGCGUUCAGGACUGCGAAGCGCCGGCGGAGUUCAGCGGAAGCGACGAGGACUUCCGCGACAACGCGCAAUACAACGGAAAUCGCGAGCGGGCGAAUAGCACGCAAUCUAGAAUAUCCAAACGAAACUCUACGAACGGUAGCGUGACGUACCGGUUCGGCUCGGUCGGUCAGGACACUCAGCUAUGCUUAUGGGACCUCACGGAAGACGUUCUGUUUCCGUUAUCAAGAACGAGGACUCAAACUAACGCGAUGAGUGCGGAAACCGGCACUAACGGCAACAACAGCGCGAAUUCUUCGCUGCCGCGCUCAAACAGUUUGCAGCACUCGACGGCCGGCAGCCCGAACAGCAACAAACCGGCCGGCAUCGUAGACGGCGCUUUGAUCGCGACCGGCGUCAGCAAGUUCGCGACGUUGGCUCUGCACGAGGUGCGCAAGGAGCGGAAUCAGGAGAAGGAGCACAAGCGCAAUCACAGCAUAAGCUACAUCAGCAACAAGAGCAGCGACAAGCUCAACCAGAUCAUCGGCCCUCGAGCGGCUAAAACGGACGUCGCGAAGACGCUGGGGACGACGUCGUGUCCGCGCAUGGAGGAAAUCCCGCUUCUGGAGCCGCUGGUGUGCAAGAAAAUCUCCACGAGACUCACGGUGUUGAUCUUCCUCGAGGACUGCUUGGUCACCGCCUGCCAGGAGGGAUUCGUUUGCGCGAUGGCGCGGCCUGGGAAAGUGGGUCUGUUGUCGUCUCAGAACCAGGCCAGCUCUCCCAGCGGGACAGUCGUAUAGCGGCUCUUCGGACG